AGUAGUGUUGAAAACUGACAAAACGCGAUGCUUACUAUAAAACUGGAAAGUAUCGCGUUUAUUUUUCGAAAUGUAUUGUUUGUGCGUGAAUUUAUUGCUAUAAACAUUAUGAAAUAAGAGUCAUCACAAUCGUUUGUUUGUAUCGUUCAAAGAUUAUAAUAAAAUUAUUGUGACCUUUUGUCAACAAUCUCCUUGGCAUUUGUUUGCACCGGCAUUGGUUCCUGAUGUUAUUUAUAACAAAAUAAAAAAUAUGUCGGACGCUUGGGAAGAGAUCCAAGCUGUGAAAAGCAAAAGGAAUAGUUUGCGUGAGAAGCUAGAGAAACGUAAGAAGGAAAGGCAGAAUAUCUUGAGUGCUAAUUUGGGAAGUGGGGAAAGACCGGAAGGUUCGCCAGGCAGUGGGAAGGAGAGGUUGGCAGCCAGUCCGUCCUCGGGCAAACAUGAAGUUACUCCGGAUAAGCCAAAAGUGGUAGUGCCAUCAGCGUCCCUGGAAGUGCAGCUCCUGCAAGUGUUGUCGGACAUGCAGCUACAGUUGCCUGCUACUGCCAGUGCCCUGUUGCCUGGGCUCGGUGAUGUCGACGCUGGUAUUGUUGCCAGUCUACUACAGAAGUUUGCUACACAGAAACUUAUUACUAUAAAGGAAAGAACAGAAAGUACAACCGAUGCCAGCAUAGAGGUUGUGAGCGCAGAGUCUGUGAGACUGGCUGCGGUGCUGGCAGCUUUGAUGGAGGAGCAGAGCAACGGCAACAAGAGAAAAGGUGACAGUAAAACAGAAGAAGCAACUAACCCUAAAGUAUCGAAAACAGCAACUGAUGAGAAGAAAACUGGGAAAAAUGACACAGACAUUAUGUCACUACUAGCAAUGCCUUCGAGCAGAGAGAAGGCAGUGAAGCGGGUCGGAGAGGAGAUCAUGGACCUACUCAGCAAACCCACAGCUAAAGAGAAGUCUCUCGCUGAUAAGUUCAAGAGCCAAGGAGGCGCUCAAGUAAUGGAAUUCUGUCCGCACGGCACCCGAGCGGAGUGCAUGCGGGCGUUCACUACGACUAAGUCUGAAGACGGAGAGGACAGCACAUACUCCUGCAAGAAGUUGCACUUCAAGAAGAUCAUACAGGGACACACGGACGAGUCGCUCGGAGACUGCUCCUUCCUCAACACGUGCUUUCAUAUGGAUAGCUGCAAAUACGUACACUAUGAGGUGGACAAUUCAGACCCUAAUGCGAACGCGGCGAAACCGCCCGAAGCCACACCUAAAGGAAACCACAAUGGUACGAGUGUCGUGAGCAAACCAGACGGAGUGUUGACCCUGACGCCGCCGCAGUGGAUACAGUGCGACCUCAGAUACUUAGACAUGACGUUCUUAGGUAAGUUCGCGGUAAUAAUGGCGGACCCGCCGUGGGACAUCCACAUGGAGCUACCGUACGGCACUAUGUCGGACGACGAGAUGCGAUGUCUCGGCGUGCCGCAACUGCAGGACAGCGGGCUCAUAUUCUUGUGGGUCACUGGCAGAGCAAUGGAGCUAGGUCGCGAGUGCCUAAAGCUAUGGGGCUACGAGCGAGUGGACGAACUGAUCUGGGUGAAGACGAACCAACUACAGCGGAUCAUACGGACCGGGCGCACCGGCCACUGGCUUAACCACGGCAAGGAGCACUGUUUGGUUGGUAUGAAAGGCAGUCCGGAGAACUUGAACCGCGGCCUGGACUGUGACGUCAUCGUGGCCGAGGUACGCGCCACCUCGCACAAACCGGACGAGAUCUAUGGCAUCAUCGAGAGACUCAGUCCGGGGACUAGGAAAAUAGAACUGUUUGGCAGACCACACAAUGUUCAACCUAAUUGGAUAACGCUAGGCAAUCAAGUGGACGGCGUACGUCUAGUGGAUCCGGACCUAAUCGCAGCGUUCAAGAAACGUUACCCGGACGGUAACUGCAUGGCGCCGCCACCACCUGACCCGGGUCUAGCGUAGUUGUCACUUACUUUAUAAAUACUAAGACAACAUGGACACCUAUAAUAUUAAUUGAGUAUAACGAUUUACUCACGUGAAUUUACUGAGGAAAGCUCGACUAGUUUCAAAUCUCAACAGGACUAUUAAAAGGACUCUGGUUUAGGUUAAAAGGUGAUGUGAUGUCGAUCAAGUAAUGUGUUGUUGAUUUGAGUUUUCCUUUGAUAUAUAAUAUUUUAAAGUGUGUAUUAAGAGCUGUAUUGCUCUAAUGAAUUACAAUUAUUUCAAACUUGCAAAACUCCUCAAAUUACCUAAGUAAGAAGGUACUUACUAUAGAACUGUACAUUACAUGUAAAUAUAGGUAAUAGAAUGUAAAUAAAUAAAUAAAACAAUUGAUAUUAAUAAAA
Spodoptera frugiperda (fall armyworm) is the source of this 2340-nucleotide messenger RNA. It is a transcript of the gene Mettl3, whose product is annotated as N6-adenosine-methyltransferase MT-A70-like protein. Gene Ontology annotation, cellular component: nucleus; RNA N6-methyladenosine methyltransferase complex. The record is from RefSeq and is a predicted model, not a curated record. The transcript has 13 exons. Gene Ontology annotation, molecular function: mRNA (2'-O-methyladenosine-N6-)-methyltransferase activity; mRNA m(6)A methyltransferase activity. The coding region runs from base 251 to 1957 and encodes 568 amino acids. Lineage: Eukaryota; Metazoa; Arthropoda; Insecta; Lepidoptera; Noctuidae.